GUGGGGGAGGUGGUGGAUGGAUGUGGGGAAGGGGUGGUAGGAAGCGACUCCGCUCCCGAUCUCUAGUGGGGAGUCGGGUGUAAUGGAUGGUGCGAUGUACGUGAGGGUAACGUUGAUCCUGGUGAGGGAGGGAGACAAGGUAAUCAGGAUAGAUAGUGCACAGGGUGCGAGGGAUCGCGGCACGAAGAUCCGCAUACCCUUCGCACGAGGGGAUUACGCCCGAGAUUGUACAAUAUAUUUCUAUAUUGUUGUAAUCUCGCCAUGCCGCGCUGAAGAGGAGGACGUGGAUGGGAAAGUUGGUUACGAUGGAUUGAGUGGAGGCGUGCGGGAAGAUUGUGACACCAAGACGGGUAGAGUAGAGUUGGUGGAAGAGGGAAUGGGGAAAAGGAUGCCAGCUGGAGGGAAACGGGGGCCGUCCUGCGAUUUGGUGGAUGGCGAGGUAAUCAAGGGGACGACGGGAUAACGACCGGGGACGAAGCCCGAGUGCCCGCAUCU
Messenger RNA from Chara braunii, 495 nucleotides. The record is from the annotation of a GenBank genome assembly. NCBI's taxonomy places the organism in Eukaryota, Viridiplantae, Streptophyta, Charophyceae, Charales, Characeae.